GGGCUGGUCCUGGCCUGCGGCGCGGGGGAGUAGCUGAAGAGGCGGCGGCUCUAGGGCCCGUCCCGCCGCUGUGUUAAGGGUUUUUUCCCCCCGUAUUAAGCCCAGGGUGGAGCUAAUGAGGCUUCGCUGCCCGAUUCUCCUGCGCGCUGUGCGGCUGUCACCGCGGUGACUGCGCUGCAGGCCCUUCUCCAGGGAGCGCCGGGGUUGCCUGCUGCGAGCUGCUCUUCCGGCCCCUUCUCGUCUGUGCCUCUAGCCCCAGGGAGUUACCAGGAGCGGGGUCGUUCUCGAGCGUGAGGUGCCGUGCUGCACUGGGCGUGCGCGGGUGGUCUCAAGCCCUCUCGGCUGUGGGGUGUGUUACGGUGCUCUGGGAGCUCCCUGCCCCGAGGACAGACUGGGGCUUGGAAAGGGGGGUUGCGUUGCUUUUCAUCUUGCAUGACUUGCAUUUUAGGACUAACGUAGAAAACGUGCCCGUGUGUUCAGCCUUUUUGUGUGUCAACGCAUGCUACUGACCUUUGUAUUAACAAACAGGUACAGAGAGAGGCUGAACGAAUUGACUUUCAUUACAGGCAAACAGCCCGUUUUACUAAAUAGCUCCUUUAAAUAUUAGUGACAUUCACUUUCACUCCAAGAGUUUAGGCUUUCCUUUGACUCAGUAGUUUCCCCUUUCGUCUCUCUUCCCCUUCUUGCACCUACUGAUGCAGACAUCAAUUCUUGACUCGUUGGGGACCAGCAAAAUGGAGACUGAUUACAAUCCCAUGGAGUUGUCCAGUAACACAGGGUUUGAAGAAGAUUCUGAAUAUAAGGACAUUGAAGGAACAGAUGUGAAGGAUAUGAGACUAGAGGCGGAAGCUGUUGUGAAUGAUGUUCUGUUUGCUGUCAGCAACAUGUUUGUCUCAAAAAACCUUCCAUGUGCAGAGGAUGUGGCGUAUAUCAAUGUGGAGACAAGGGAAAGAAACAGAUAUUGCCUGGAGCUCACAGAAGCAGGACUUAGGGUGGUGGGUUAUGCUUUUGACCAGGCUGAUGAUGGCUUACAAACUGCGUAUCAUGAGACUGUCUACUCUUUAUUGGACUCUCUUAGCCCAGCAUAUCGUGAAGCUUUUGGAAAUGCACUGCUACAGAGACUGGAAGCUUUGAAAAGGGAUGGGCAAUCAUGAUUCAGUCUGCAG
Molecule: messenger RNA, 1166 nt
Organism: Malaclemys terrapin pileata
Lineage: Eukaryota; Metazoa; Chordata; Testudines; Emydidae
Gene: GSKIP
Product: GSK3B interacting protein
Exons: 3
Coding region: 696-1154 (152 amino acids)
Biological process (GO): regulation of canonical Wnt signaling pathway
Cellular component (GO): cytoplasm
Molecular function (GO): protein kinase A binding; kinase regulator activity
Source: RefSeq, a predicted model, not a curated record